This is a messenger RNA of Cryptococcus wingfieldii CBS 7118, 2706 nucleotides long. Its product is annotated as transcription factor. The record is from RefSeq and is a predicted model, not a curated record. The coding region runs from base 1 to 2706 and encodes 901 amino acids. The transcript is spliced from 6 exons. NCBI's taxonomy places the organism in Eukaryota, Fungi, Basidiomycota, Tremellomycetes, Tremellales, Cryptococcaceae. Gene Ontology annotation, molecular function: protein binding; DNA binding; transcription regulator activity. Gene Ontology annotation, cellular component: MBF transcription complex; SBF transcription complex.
AUGGCAGAGCAGCAGACUCCCGCACCCCUGCAGACCCUCCCAGUGCAUCUGAGACAACCAAUGCCGCAGCCCAACAUGUAUGGGCAGUACCAAGGCCAAGGCACGCCUGGGCAGGCUCAGUCUCAACAAGGGGCUGCACCUCGUCUUGGAGCGCCUCCUAAUGGGCCCCAGUCUGCACAGACUCCCCAGAAGGUUCAACAGCAGGGGAAUGCCGAUGAGAACGUUUUCGGGAGUGUUAUGGGUGCCGGUCCUGGGCAUCAUUCCGAAGCAGGAGCCGGUAGCAAUCAGGCGAAAGUCUAUGCUAGCGUUUACUCGAGUAUUCCCGUAUUUGAGGCCAUGAUUCGAGGUAUCUCUGUGAUGAGGCGGACAUCCGAUUCAUGGGUCAAUGCCACACAGAUAUUGAAAGUUGCGGGCAUCAACAAAUCCGCGAGGACCAAGGUCCUGGACAAGGAAGUCUUGACCGGUAUCCACGAGAAAGUGCAAGGUGGCUACGGAAAGUACCAAGGGACGUGGAUUCCCCUUGAUCGUGGAAAGGAGCUUGCCGAACAAUACGGCGUCGCAAGCUACCUCUCUCCCAUAUUCGACUUUGUCCCUUCUCAAAGUGCCAUUGCCGCGCUCCCCGUUCUCCGAACAGGGACUCCUGACCGAACAGCUGCCCAGAAAGCGCCGAUUCAUCCCAACCAGCGGGUCAUCUCUCCUUACCCUACCCAUGCUACGCCUUUGCCAGGGCCCGGUCCGGGCCUACCUCCUCAUUUUGCUCAUCCCCAUGAGCAGAUGAUGUCUUUGCCGCCUCACCCCUCAGCUUUGGCUUAUCCGUCUCAGCCGAAGCCUUACUACUCUAUGCCGCCACCGCACGCGGUCGGUCAGCCUGGGUUAUAUUCUCCGGCCCGUGAAGGUCCUGUGCCGAUGGUGCACAACCCGAGCGAUAAUGGUCUUGCGCCAGCUGCUGACAUUGCACGAAUGGGUUUCCCCUACAAUGCGUCUGAAGUGUACAUUGACCAGUAUGGUCAGCCACACGCAACGUACCAGAGCAAUGCCUAUGCUAAGGAUGGCCACCCCGCCAAGCGUCUUAGAUCUUAUGCCGAAGGGAGCUACGUCGAAACCGCUGCUGCUGCUGAGGCCGAGGAAGAAGGCGAUGCCGAGGUUGAUUCCACCGCUUCUGACGAUGCGCGUGACCCUCCUCCUCUGCCUUCUUCUAUGCUUCUUCCUCACAAGCCCAUCCGACCGAAAGCCACCACGGCCAACGGCCGCAUCAAGGCCAAGCUCGUCCAAAUCUUCAACGUCGAAGGCUCCGUCAACCUCAGGUCUGUCUUUGGUUUGGCGCCUGACCAAAUUCCAGGAUUUGAUGUGGACAUGGUCAUCGAUGACCAAGGACACUCUGCACUACAUUGGGCGUGUGCGCUGGCAAAGAUGGAGAUCAUCCAGCAACUCAUCGAGCUCGGAGCGGAUACCCAACGGGGCAAUUAUGCCGGCGAGACGCCUCUCGUGCGCAGUGUGUUGACGUCGAACCACGCCGAGGCUGGCACUUUCGCCCAGCUUCUUUCGCUCUUGUCAUCCUCCAUCCGCACGCUUGACCACGCAUACAGGACGGUGCUUCACCAUAUCGCCCUCGUUGCCGGCGUCAAAGGCCGGAUUCCGGCUGCCAGGUCAUACAUGGCCAAUGUUCUGGAAUGGGUUGCGCGAGAACAGCGAAACAAGCCUCAUAGCAUCGCGGAUCGCCCUCAAGAAUCCGAAUCCACCGAGCUUGCGCCAAUCCCGCUCAAGACUCUCGUGGACGUACAAGACGUUCAUGGUGACACAGCCCUGAACGUCGCUGCUAGGGUUGGUAAUCGGGCCAUGGUCAACUUGCUGCUCGACGGCGGGGCGGACAAGUCACGGGCCAACAAGCUUGGUUUGAGACCAGAGCAUUUCGGAUUGGAGAUUGAGGGCCUCAAGGUCACAAACGGGGAGGCAGUGGUAAGUAAUUUGAGAAGCGAGGCUAGCAAGCCUGAACGAAAGAGCCGUGAUGUUCAAAAGACAGACAUCGCCGCUGUAUUCGAGCGCAUUUCUUCCACCUUUACCUCGGAAAUGCUGGCCAAACAAACAAAGCUCAAUGCCACUGAGAAUUCUGUCCGCCACGCCACUCGUGCCCUGGCUGACAAGCGUGUCCGCCUUCACCACGCACAAGAACAGCUCGGCACGAUGCACCUCUAUGAGCAGCGUGCUGAGAGUGUCAAGCGUAUCCUUGACGGGGUGCUCAUGGGUGACAUUCUCGGUCCAAGUGACUUUACAGGCAGGUCUCAGACGAUUAUGGAAAAGAGGAGCGCGCAGUUACCGCCGUUGGCCUUCCGCCACGUCCCCGGCGUGAUCUCGCCUUCUCUCCAUCCUAUACCUUCACCUCACUCUCCGACGUCUACCGAUACGCCGCAAGACGCACCUUUGCCGGAGCACAACGACCCCGAGGGACUCGUCAAGCUCCGACGCAUGGCUCUGUGGGAAGAUCGGAUUGCCGGAAUAUUGGAGGACAAGAUACAAUCGAUGGAAGGCGAAGGUGUGGAGAAGGAGAUCAAAUAUCGAAAGCUUGUGGCAGUGUGUGCGAGGGUGCCGGUGGAUAAAGUUGAUGGAAUGCUGGAUGGGCUGCUGGCAGCGGUCGAGUCUGAUGGACAGUUGAUCGACUUUACCAAAGUCAACAACUUUUUCCACCGCGUCAAGGAAGGUGGAGCCUAG